Molecule: messenger RNA, 765 nt
Organism: Caenorhabditis elegans
Lineage: Eukaryota; Metazoa; Nematoda; Chromadorea; Rhabditida; Rhabditidae
Source: the annotation of a RefSeq genome assembly
AUGGCUCCAAAAACUGUUUUUAUCACCGGAGCCAACCGUGGAAUCGGACUGGGAAUUGUUCGCGAACUUUUAAAAAUUCCUGAAAUCGAAACAGUUAUUGCUGGAGUUAGAAACCUUGAAGCUGCAAAGGAACUUCAAGAGCUUGCUUAAAGUGACUCCAGACUUCAAUUAAUCUCCGUUGAUGUUUCCAACGAUGAAAGUUUAGCUAACUCGGUGAAACAAGUUCAAAUUCUCGUGGGGGAUCACGGACUCAAUUUGCUUAUUAACAACGCUGGAGUUAUUGAGGUUUACCAUACAAAAGAUGCUCCAAAAAGGGCUCCAAUUUUGAGAUGCAUCGAUGUGAAUGCAGUCAGUGCACUGUUGGCUUCUCAGCAUUUCCUUCCACUUCUUCAAAAAGCAGCUGCAUUGACUCAAGGAGAUGAACUUUCAGCUAAUCGAGCUGCUAUUAUAAAUAUUGGAUCAGACUGUUCUUCACAAACUUUGAAUGUUACUGGCUUCUGCAAUGAGGCUCUCGUUGCAUACAAAAUGAGCAACGUCGCAAUGCUCUGUUUCGCUCGUUCACUUGUUGCUGACUUCAAGACGUUGAAUAUUCCUGUUCUUGUCACAACAAUCCAUCCAGGAUGGGUACUUACUGACAUGGGAGGACCCAAUGCGGAUAUUACGGUUGAAGAAUCUGCAUCAAAGAUUGUUAAUAGCAUCAGUCACCUAAAUUCUACUCAUAAUGGAGGACUCUUCGAUCGUCAGCUUACUGCAAUGCCAUUUUAA